Messenger RNA from Pecten maximus, 2549 nucleotides. RefSeq names its product sodium-dependent glucose transporter 1A-like. NCBI's taxonomy places the organism in Eukaryota, Metazoa, Mollusca, Bivalvia, Pectinida, Pectinidae. The transcript is spliced from 3 exons. Bases 50 to 1603 code for a protein of 517 amino acids. Gene Ontology annotation, biological process: transmembrane transport. The record is from RefSeq and is a predicted model, not a curated record.
GAUAUACAUCCUCAAACAUUCUCAUUUAUUUGCAGGGUGUCGUUAAGCAAUGUCUGGAACGGCCCCUAAAUCCCGCAACAACACAGCUGUCAACAGCAACGAAGCCAUCACUGAGGAGAACAGAAAUGAGGAAAACGCUGAAUUAUCGACAGGAAUAUUUGACCAAAUACGCCAUGACGCAGUGUACAGGAAAAAUAUAAUCAACACAAUAUGUCUUUACUCGUCCUUUGUUGCUAUGAGUUUUGCAAAAGGUCCUGUUGGCCCGUCGUUCCUCGAUCUACAGGCUAUCAGUGGAGUAGGACUUGAGGGCGGCUCGAGUUUUUUCACCACCCUAUAUAUAGGUUAUAUGUUGAGCGCCAUUGUCAGUGGGUAUUUGUUUGAUAAAUUCAAACGAUCGCUUCUGCUGUCCGUCGUCAAGUUUAUACUGGCAUGCACAACCAUUGCCAUACCUUGGUGUUCAUUAUAUUGGCUGAUGAUCAUGGCGUUCUUCUUCCUUGGGGCGAUGGUAGGCGCUACCGACGCAAUCGCAAAUGUCGAAGUUCAGCGUAUUUGGGGUAAAAAUGGUAAACCGUUUAUGCAAGGCCUACAGUUUAUGUACUCAUUUGGAAUCUCCGUGGCGCCACUUGUAGCAAUCGUAUUUAUGAACACUCCACCAAACGUCGAAAUGGAAAAUGCUCUUGAGCAACUAAAUGAAACAACUCUGGAAAGUAACUCGUUCAUUCGAAAUGAAACUGUAUCAUUACAAAAUCGAUCGUCUCAAGCCAGGAAUGACAGUCUAAGUUCUGAAGAAACUACAUUUGUUCGGAGUCCGGAUUUGUACAAAGCAUUUAUUAUUGGAGGUGCAGUAAGUCUAUUUGUCUGCGCAAUGCAGCUAACGUUUUACUUCGUAUUCGACAGACGCCAUAAAACAACCCAGAGAGAAACCUUAACUACAACUCCAGCCAAAUCGAGGCUGCCUUUGUCUCUGCAGGUUCAGGCCAUAUUACAUAUGGCGGGAAUACAGGCUUUGCUUACUGGUAUAGACGAUACUUGGAUCGCAUUUCUUACAGUAUUUUGUGUUAAAAUGUUUGAUUGGACAAAAGCUCAGGGCGCACUGUUAACAUCAGUCAGCAGUUUCGUGGCCGUUGCUGGCAGAUUCAUUGCCAUUUUUCUAGUUCAGCUUAUAUCUCCAAUAAAACUCGUGGGUUUUCACAGCAUAUUAACACUGGCAGUGUUCAUUGGACUUUAUAUAAGUGUUCUACACAACUCGAGCAUGGGCAUGUGGAUUGUGUCUUUGGGUUUUGGAUAUGCCAAAGCUCCCAUUCUCGCUUGUGUAUUCUCUUGGACAGACGAAGUUUUCUUACCUGUGACUGGUCGAAUUGCCUCUAUAUUUCUAGUGUUUUGCACAGCAAGCUCGGCCAGCAAUCCGUUAAUUCUAGGUGUCCUGAUGGACAACUACUCCAACAUGUGGUUUUGCUACCUCUUUCUUGCUGAGAGUAUACUGUUAGUACUUGUGGUAGGGUCGGCGUUAUUAUUGACGAGGCGAGUUAAGGCAACUUACGGCACCAACUACGAAUCUCGAAGAGCAGAAACCAGAGUAACGCAAGUUCUCCUUGAGACUUAGUCUGCAGUCUGUGUAAAAUUGUAUUCGAGACGUAGUAGUAAAACGCAGGUUUUUUCUUGAUUAUUAUCAUCUACAUUAUUGCAGGGAUAUAUUCAAAGACGUUACUGCUUAUAGCUAUACAAACAAGAGGACCAUAGGCCUUAACGGUCGCCUCAGAUUGGUUAUAUUUAAACAUAUUUGACCCAUGUGACCUUGAAUGAAGGUCAAGGUCAUCCCUUUUAUCAAACUUGGUACCCCUUCAUCCCAGCAUGCUACAAACCAAAUAUCAAGUCUUUGGGCACUUAGUUAUAAAGAAGAAGUUGUUUAAAGAUUUCAGCAUAAUUGACCCCUGUGACCUUGAAUGAAGGCCAGUGUCAUCUAUUUGAACAAUUUUUAUAGCACUUUACCUCAGAAUGCUACAAACGCAAUAUCAGGUAUCUGGGCCUCUUGGUUAUCAAGAAGAUAUUAUUUAAACAUUUUGGCAUAUUAAACCCCUGUGAUCUUGAAUGAAUGCCAAGGUUAUCCAUUUGAAGUUUCUUGUUAGCCCUUCAUCCUAGCAUGCUACAGACCUAAUAUUGGGUCUCUGAGCUUUUUGGUUAUCAAGAAGAAGUCGUUUAAAGAUUUAAGCACAUUUGACCCCUGUAACCUUGAAUGAAAGUCAAUGUCAUCUAUUUGAACAGACUUGGUAGCCCUUCAUCCCAACACGCUACUGACCAAAUAUUAGGUAUGUGGGGGCUUUUGUUUAUCAAUAAAAAAAAGCUGUUUAAAGACGUUUAGCAUAUUUGACUCCAUUGACCUUAAAGGGAGGUCACGGUCAUUUAUUUGAACAAACUUGGUAGCCCUUCAUCCCAGCAUACCCUAUAUAUAUCAGUAGCCUGGGCUCUCCAGUUAUCGACAGGAAGUAGUUUGAAGGAAACCUAUUUAUUUGUUGAUUACUUAUUGACAUCAUGUGACAAAUAAAAAAAUA